This is a messenger RNA of Corythoichthys intestinalis (scribbled pipefish), 4305 nucleotides long. RefSeq names its product discs large homolog 1-like protein. Gene Ontology annotation, cellular component: basolateral plasma membrane; neuromuscular junction; postsynaptic density membrane. Gene Ontology annotation, molecular function: kinase binding. Gene Ontology annotation, biological process: receptor clustering; establishment or maintenance of epithelial cell apical/basal polarity; cell-cell adhesion. The record is from RefSeq and is a predicted model, not a curated record. The transcript is spliced from 23 exons. Bases 950 to 3493 code for a protein of 847 amino acids. Lineage: Eukaryota; Metazoa; Chordata; Actinopteri; Syngnathiformes; Syngnathidae.
AGAUGUACUGUAAUUAUUUUCUGUAUAAAAAUUAAUUUGGUGUUCAAAAAGUCUUUUUUUCAAACUUGUCUUGUAAAAGAGGGGGUAGUCUUAUAAUCAGGGCUGUCUUAUAUUCGGACCAAUGCGGUAAUUGAAUGUGCUACAAAGUAAUAUCUGAUGUUAAACUGAUACUUUGUUUUUAGAAAAUAAUCAUAAACUUGGAUUUUUGCGGCUGCAAUGCGUUCCAAAACACGUUUUGGAAACUUCGGACGGACACUAAUUGUUGAAGCUUUAUAGGUGGAAUUCUUUCCCAUGAUGUACAGCUUUAGCCUUUCAAUAGUCCGGAGUCUUUGUUGUGGUAUUUUAUGCUUCAUAAUGUUCCACACAUUUUCAAUGGCAGACAGGUCCUAUUCAAUUGUUAUACGGAAAAAAAUAGCCCGAUAGCGUCAAAAUCUACCCCAAAAUUUGCGGAAAGUGACUCAAAAUUAACUCCUUGCAUGCCAUGGACAACAAUAAACAUCCAAUUUGAGCUUGUAUGGCUGGCAUUGAGGGAUCAAUAUUUGACUGCCAAUGAGUUAACGAAGAAGUGACCUGACAAUACCACGAAAUUAAUUAGUAGUGACUGAAAAAGUGACCCAAGGGAGAGACGACAAAGCAUUCUCUAGCAAUUUCUCCAGAUAUUGCAUCCUCUUGUACAGUAUAUACCUGUACAGUUUUUUGUGGGCGAGAUGCUUACUGGAGCAUCCACAGCGACUAGAUCACCCCACCCUCCCCCCACUGCGUGGCCAGCCACGCACAGGCAGCAGUAGCGCGCGAGCCGAGGCGGCCGCGGAGAAUGACGGAGGUCCGGGGGAGGAGCGGGGCGGCCCUCCCCGCGCCUCGGCGAGGCUCACUGGCCCACUGACCGGCGCAGCUCGCGUUUCUGGAGCGCGCACGCCACCGGCCGCUGAGCUGGGCCGGGCUGGGGACCAUGGACUGUAUUUGUAUCGUCACCACCAAGAAGUACCGGCAUCACGAUGAGGACUCGUCCCCACAGGAAGACCGGAGCUCUCCACACCUGAUGGAGGAGGCGGGAGGUCCGGAGCUGGUCCAGGUGGCCGAGAAGAACCUGUCCCAGAUUGAGAAUGUCCACGGAUACGUCACCCACGCGCACAUCUCACCUAUGAAGGUGGCGUCGUUGGAGUGCGUGUUUGACGGGUCGCCGUCGUCGGGACCGGAACAGCCGGAGCUCCCUUCCUCCCCUGCACUCUCCUCCCUCUACCCUCACGGUGAUGACAGCCCCCUCCCGUCCUGCUCCUCCAACCCCUACCCCCCCAUCCAGGCCAACCCCCCUCCUGUGUUGGUCAACGCAGACAGCCUGGAUACGCCCCCUUAUGUGAAUGGAACUGAGGCGGAUUACGAAUACGAGGAGAUCACGUUGGAGAGGGGUAAUUCGGGUCUGGGCUUCAGCAUUGCUGGUGGUGUGGACAACCCCCACGUGGGCGAUGACCCUGGCAUUUUCAUCACCAAAGUCAUCGCAGGGGGUGCCGCCGCCCAGGACGGACGCCUCAGGGUGAACGACGUAAUCCUGCGCGUAAACGAGGUGGACGUGCGUGACGUGACGCACAGCCGCGCCGUGGAAGCGCUAAAGGAGGCGGGAUCUCUGGUGCGACUCUACGUGCGGCGUCGCAAGCCCGCAGGCGACAGAGUGGUGGAUGUCAAACUGGUCAAAGGACCCAAAGGUCUGGGCUUCAGCAUCGCCGGCGGUGUGGGCAACCAGCACAUCCCAGGCGACGAUGGAAUCUACGUCACUAAGAUCAUCGAGGGAGGCGCCGCCCACCGAGAUGCGCGGCUGAGAAUCGGCGACAAGCUUCUGGCGGUGAAUGGCUGCUGCCUUGAGGACGUGAGUCACGAACACGCUGUGACGGCUCUCAAGAACACACCCGACGUGGUCUACCUGAAAGUAGCCAAACCGAGCAACGUCUUCAUCGACGCCGCCAACCACACGUUCCCUCAGCACCCAGAGAAUCAUAUCGGCGCUCCCAACUUCCUGCCCGAGCCACUCCCCCAGCCGGCCUCGUCGGGACGCUUCUCACCAACGCCCAAGGGCGUGCCAGGAGAAGACGAUAUUGCAUGCAGGGAGCCACGGAAGGUGGUCCUGCACCGCGGCACCACAGGUCUAGGCUUCAACAUCGUCGGGGGUGAGGACGGCGAAGGCAUCUUCAUUUCCUUCAUCCUGGCUGGAGGACCCGCCGACCUCUGCGGCGAGCUGCGCAAGGGAGACCGACUGGUUUGCGUAAACGGCGUGGACCUCCGCAGCGCUACGCAUGAGCAGGCCGCUGCCGCACUCAAGAAUGCAGGCCAGACGGUCACCAUCGUGGCGCACUACAGGCCUGAAGAGUACAGCCGCUUUGAAGCUAAGAUCCAUGAUCUGAGGGAGCAAAUGAUGAACAGCAGCAUCAGCUCUGGCUCCGGUUCUCUGAGGACCAGCCAGAAGAGGUCGCUGUACGUCAGGGCCUUGUUUGAUUACGACAAAACUCGGGACUCAGGCCUCCCCAGUCAGGGACUGGACUUUAAAUUUGGGGACAUCCUGCACGUGGUCAACGCCUCCGAUGACGAGUGGUGGCAGGCCAGACACAUGACGCCCGCCGGAGACGUCAGAGAUGUCGGGGUCAUCCCCAGCAAGCGGAGGGUGGAGAAAAAAGAGCGAGCCAGGUUAAAGACGGUCAAGUUCAAUCCCAAGUCUCGAGAGCGAGGGUCGUGGGGCGACAAGCGUAGAAAGGGCGUGUUCGCCAGGUCCUUCCUGUUCGGGAAAGGUCGCGAGAUCAGCGAGCAGGAGAGCAGCGACGCCGAGCAACAUGUGACGUCCAACGCCAGCGAUAGUGAAAGCAGUUACCCAGGCGGCCAGGAGGAGUCUGUCCUGUCGUACGAAGCUGUCACGCGACAGGAAGUUACCUACACACGACCGGUCAUCAUCCUGGGCCCAAUGAAGGACCGCAUCAAUGACGACCUUAUCUCGGAAUUCCCCGACAAAUUUGGAUCGUGUGUCCCGCACACGACACGGCCGAAACGCGACUACGAGGUGGACGCUCGAGAUUAUCACUUUGUGGCGUCCAGGGAGCAGAUGGAGAAGGACAUCCAGGAGCACAAGUUCAUUGAAGCCGGGCAAUACAACAACCACCUCUACGGCACCAGUGUCCAGUCUGUGCGAGAGGUCGCCGAGAAGGGGAAACACUGCAUCCUGGACGUGUCAGGCAACGCCAUCAAGCGCCUGCAGGCCGCGCAGCUUCACCCCAUCGCCAUCUUCAUCAAACCCAAGUCUGUGGAGAACAUCAUGGAGAUGAACAAACGUCUGACGGACGAGCAAAGCCGCAAGACAUUGGAGCGAGCGGCCAAGUUGGAGCACGAGUUCACUGAACAUUUCACAGCCAUCGUGCAGGGGGACACCCUGGAGGAAAUCUACGAGCAGAGCAAGCAGAUCAUCGAGGAUCAUUCCGGCUCUUUCAUCUGGGUACAGUCCAAGGAGAAGCUAUGAACCGACGCAUUUCCAGAAAGCACGCAAGUUUCCAGGUGGGGGAGGGUGCUGGGUAGGGGAGAUCGAGCGUCCGCUCACAUUAACCCUUUAAACGAGCCGACGCCAGGGGGAGGCGUCAACUUAACGACUUUUAUUAACGAGCUAGCCGAGAAGUGGAAUGCGCUCGGCCGCCUAUUUUCUUAUACGCAAAAACUACAAAGUCUAUAUUGAUGGCCGUUAUCACCAGAAAAGAUUUCAAUAUGAUCACUUCCUGUCUUAUUUUUCUUUUUUAACCAAAUAAAAGCUCAAACAGGAAGCUCAUGUUUCUUUAGUGUCACUUUUUAUUACAGAUGGCACACGAAGAGGAGAAAAAGCUCAUUCACUGUUAUUGACAAUGAUAGACAGCCAAUCCAUUUAUAGUGGGAGGGUGGCAGCUAAGGAACUCAUUCAUGUACAUGUUGACAUGUAAUUGUGAUUAAAUCAUUGGUGGGAGGGCGCAUCUUGGCCAAAAGAAGAAAAAAAACAUUUCAAACUAUUGGCUGCCCUGGACAGUCCGGGACAUCUAAUCCUAUUGAAGUGAGAGAGUUGAUCUUGUGACAGUAGACUUCUCUGGUGGGCUCUAUUGUAGCAGAUGUAAGGUGAGUGAUUUACUCCACUAAAAUACUCUGAACUCAGUACACAUUACACACAUUAAAAUCAUUUAUUAAUAAGUUCCUAUAAUAUACAUAUCUAUAAAUUUAAAAUUAUUUCAAAUUUUCUAUAUUUUUAAAUUUUUGUUGUUGUUGUAUAUUUCAAUUUAAUUUUACAUUUAUUUUUGUUUCCGUGCACUUACU